Molecule: messenger RNA, 242 nt
Organism: Notothenia coriiceps (black rockcod)
Lineage: Eukaryota; Metazoa; Chordata; Actinopteri; Perciformes; Nototheniidae
Product: DDB1- and CUL4-associated factor 8-like protein 2
Exons: 2
Source: RefSeq, a predicted model, not a curated record
GAAUGCACAAGAAGUCUGUUGAAAUCACAAAGAAGUGUCCGAGCCCCCGGGAGGCCGAGUCCCCCCGAAACGAGACGUUCUGCGAGGAACGACGAGGAGGAGGUGAGGAGAAGGAGGAAGAGGAAGAGGAGGAAGAGGAGGAAGCCAUCGACCUAUCUAGCUCCUCGAAGCAGACGGAGGAGGGGGGGAGGAACGCUUCGUCGCCACAGCAACAGAGCGGCCAAUCAGACGAUCGCAGCUGA